AUGAAAGGCAAAAAAUGUGGGCUUUUUUGUCAAAACUGUUUUGAAGAAGAACGGCCAGACAAAGAUUUCACUAUCACGGAGUUCAUGACACACUGUGCCGAUCACUUCAUCAAAAAGUGGUUGGUUUUUUCUUCUCUAUAAAAGCUGUAUUGAAUCACAGUCGGCUCGAGCUGUAAUUUUUUUAUUUUUUUUAUUUGAAUAUUUGAUCCUCUGUCAAUUAAUAUAAUGUCGUGUUCAAGUAAUUUCCGCAAAAGGCAAAAUUAUCUCCGACUCUCCUCAUUUAUCUUUUUCCCUCUCUCUGACGGCUAUUUUGCAUUUCGCGGAAUCACUCUGAACACGGCAUAAGAAAUUGUUGCUUCAGCCCGAAAAAAGGAGACAUUUUCCCGUUAAUAUGUCGCGACUGCGGGAAAUCUUUCGUCAUCUUUGACAGAACGUUUACAUGCACAGCUGUAAGCGUAAUGAAAUUUGUUUAAUUUCCUUUUUUCUUUCAGAAAACACGUCACAACUUGCAAGUCCAGAAGUUCGACGAGAACGACCAUGCAGAUUUCCUGAAGUUUUGCAAUAAAAACACAUUGGAAUGCAGCGGUAUGUUCUUUGUUGGUUCGCGUGUGAGACUUGAAGGAAUUAUGAUAAGACUGAAUGAGAAAACUAAAGAGUUUCCUGACUUGUUUUCAAACGAAUUUUCAAAGCUAAGAAAGCAGCGAAAACUGUCGAAGUUGUAAAAAUCAAAAACGAAAUUUACUUUGAAAAAAAGUUUUCAUCGGUGUUGUCUUUGCAAUACGACUAUUUUUUUGGAAGUUCUGGUUUUAAAUGUUCAAAUUUAUAUGAAUUUUUCUCACAGAGGACGGUUGCAAAAGGGAUAAAAUCGCAUCUCUCGGCACUGUGGAUCCGUGAGUUACAUUUUUUUUUCCCCUGACACUUCUAGUUCAUGGUUUCAUUAUUAUUCUAAAUUAUUACAUAUUCUCACAAAAUUUUGGUGCAUUGGCUCUUUUUAGUAAAUGUCCAUUUUUCACGAAUUUUGACUAACGACGGAUUUCAACUUCAAUGUAGUGCUUAUAAUUAUAUUUUUGUAUAUGUUUGUGUGUGCGUGUAUACGAAAACGGUUUAAUAACUAAAAUUUCUUGAUUGGGGAUCAUUUUUUAAUACUCAACAAACUAGCGUUUGCAAACACCAAACUUUCCUUUCUAAUCUAAAAAAACCAGCCCUUUUUGUAUUAAUCAGGGUUUUUAAUAUUAUAAGAUAAGGUCUUUGAAUGUGAUCUCCGAGACAAAAAAAUAAUAAAUAAUGGGAGCAAGAAGACAAAAAUUUGGCGUAAAAUGUGGUGGCCCCGAUGCACCAAAAGCAAAGUAAGUAAGGAAUUUGACUGUAAAAUGACAUGAAUGAUCAAAAAAACAGUUUUAAAAAAAAUCGGAAAUAUGAAGUUUCGCUAUUUCGGACAUUUUUUAAAAUCAUUGUUCAGUUACGAAUUCUUAUCGUUUUAUGCUUCUUUUUUAUCUGCCCGGUAAUGCUACGCAAAGUUUUCGCUUUUUUUUAAAAUCGUUCUUAAGCUUUUUUUUCAUUCAAAUAGAUUUAUUUAUUUCUUUUCUCGAUCUCGUCUUGAAUUCUCUCGAUCUCGUAUUGAUUCUCAAGACGAGCUUGCUCUCGCCUCGAAAUUUUUUUUGAGAAAAUUUUUUGUCUCAAUCUCAAAAAAUCACAUCUCGUGCAUCCUUUAUUGGAGCGGAAAACAGACUCGAAUCAAUGGAAAAUAGAACUGUGCGCAAUAAGAGUCGAAAUUGCUCCCAUUUGAGGUUUAAGAUCAACCUUUUUUUUUCAAAUUUUCUUUGAACUUAUGUUUGCUGGUUUUGUAUGAUUUUUUUUUCAACUUUUUUCCUCAUGCCGAAUCGAUAGCGUUGACCAUUUAAAAUGAAACCUCUCUUUGACAGAUUGAGUGAUAGCGCACGUCUACUGCAAGAUCCUCAACCUCGAGAGAGAGCCCGACAGCGACAAAGUGUAGCGAGAUCAAAGUCGCCCUCGAUGCACUCAAUGACAACUCGCUCGAGGUCUCGAGAGAAAUCAGUGGCUUCGCGAUUAUCGAUGUCUCCUCGCUACGUGUUUUCGUCGUCCGAGGAAUCUGAGCAGGAGACGUCGACGAAAAAGAAGACGUCUGAAAAAGGAAGCAAGCCACGUGGUCGACCACCCAGGUCAUCAAGAACUCCUGAGCCAACAACCUCCGCCAAAGGAAGAAAAACUAACGCGGAAGAGGACACGGGGGUGAGUUACUCCAGAUUUUCACCUAAAACUCAUAUUUUGACUGGAGAGUGCACAAAGGAAAAACCAAGACGGUAGCUUGAUUUUUUUUUUUUGGCAUUGAACCAACAAGACCGCAUUGUCAUAGUUAGUGAAAUUUUUAAUAUUUAAACAUAGCAAUUGAUGCCGUUAUAAUGUAGUAGAAAUUUCCGUUUUCCCUCGUUUUAAUUAAAUAAAAUGUUUCGAGUUUGAUAAAAUAAUUAGUUUCACUUGAAGUUGAGUCUAAUUUUUCCUUUUUAUUUUUACCGUUCCUUGUGAUAUAGUCGAUUUUUUUCGUAACAGAACGCCUUCUCAAAAAAGUUUCGCAUUCGUUAAAUUCAAAAAAACGUUUGGGUCUUACAAUGAAGCUUUUUCUGAACUUUUCACAAAAAUUGAAGAUUCAGUCCGGGGGUUUUUUUUUCGCUUACCUGAAAGUUUUAUUACCGACAUUUCUGUGCAUUGGGAAAAUAUAUAUGCAAAAGUUUUUGGCAAUGUAAUUUUGUUUUUAGGCGAAAAAACCAAGUGCGGAGAAACCGGAGGCGAAAAAACCGGGGGCGAAAAGAUCUGAGUCGAAAGAACCGGAGACGAAAAGACCGGGGGCGAGAAGAUCUGAGUCGAAAGAACCGGAGACGAAAAGACCGGGGGCGAGAAGAGCUGAGUCGAAAGAACCGGAAGCGAAAAGACCGGGGGCGAGAAGAGCUGAGUCGAAAGAACCGGAGGCGAAAAGACCGGGGGCGAGAAGAUCUGAGUCGAAAGAACCGGAGACGAAAAGACCGGGGGCGAGAAGAGCUGAGUCGAAAGAACCGGAGGCGAAAAGACCGGGGGCGAGAAGAGCUGAGUCGAAAGAACCGGAGGCGAAAAGACCGGGGGCGAGAAGAGCUGAGUCGAAAGAACCGGAGACGCAAGAAGUUGUGCCUCCGACACCGCCAGCACCAUCGAGAGGCCGUCCGUUGGCAAGAAGGUCGAACGCUUUUUCUGCGCAGGACAAGGCCGUGCCGUGCCGACCUGGUCCUUCGAACUUCAAAGAAUGUCAAAUUGGCGGAGACCCGACGGAUUUCAUAAAAGUGGAGCCGGAGACGUCAGAACCAGUUCUUCCCAAAAAGAAAAAUGCUCCAUUUGCUUCGAAAGAACCUGCGCAAAGAUCGAUGUCUAGCCAGAGAUCUGCUCCGAGAACUCCUGAAAGAAACUUCUCUGGCAGUUCAGCCACGAAAAACCAAAGAGCCGAACCGAAAACGCCUUCGAGAGCAGUCACUCCGCUGCGGACGGGAGGCCCAAAUGCUAGAGGGCACGUUAGAAAAACCCCCACGAGGCAGAGGUUCGCUACGCCGAAUAGAAAGGCAGCACGAAGCAAAUCGAGAGGCUCGCCGCCCGCCAGUCGAGUCGUAAGUCAUUUUAUUUUUUAUCUUUUCUAUUUGACAAUCCAAUCUUUAUCAGAACAAAAUGAUAUUUCCGCACAGAAAAAAGAAACAUUAUGCCGUUAUAGUUUAUCCACCUUUGAAAAAAAAAAGGGAAUAAAACCUGAAAUAAAUAUUCCAACUUAUUUGACUCGACAUUUGGCGCGAUAAUAUCAUAACGAAGAUAGUUUCACCCUGUUAACUAGAAAAUAAUUAUCCGUUCUCUGUGAUUAUGCUCACAAGUCUCUCAAAAUAUUCAUCUUCUUCUUUUUUAAUGUCUAGUUUUUUGAACAUUGUUUGAAAAAGCGACCGAUUAGUUUAACAAAUCUGAGAGUAUUUGAACACACUUCCGCUGAAUCUCUUGCAUCAUAAUAUACUCUUCAUGGGAAUUACAGUGGGUAAACUGUUUUGCUAUUAUGGGGAAUUUAAAGUUGAGAAAAUGCGAAAAAUUUUCGGAAUUGCAGGUGCCUGAUAAUUUCUUUCCGCGUUUGGGGAAGUCGUGCGAAAGGUCGGGCGUUUCAUACAAAACGGUCAGUUGAGCUGAAAAAGCCGCACAUCUUCAUGCUCAUCUUCAGGCUCCAAACGCUUUCCGAUCGCGAUCUAAAUCGCCUUCCGUCAACCCGGUUCCGCAGUUUUCUAGGAAUUCGUUUGGUGAGCUUGAUGAAAUCAAACUAAGAAAAUUUUUUUUAAAUCUGAGUAGAAAAAGGUCUCAUCUCAACACUUCAAACAUGUUUUCAUUUGAAAGUCCCAAAACCUUCGAGAAUUCUUCACAAAUCUACUUUUGUGCACUGGCAGAUAAAAUGAAGCACUUUGAUUUUUGAAACUUCUCACAACUUGAAAGCUACAAAAUUAUCUUUAAAAUCAGCAACAAAAAUCGCUCGAUCAAAGAAAACUGAAUCAAAAAAAUGUUCAAGAAAAAAUAAUUUUAUCGAUUUUCUUGGCUCUUUUUUUAGUGAAGAGAAAAAUGACCUGAAAACUACGAAUUUCUAAUAGUGAGCGUCGAUAACUUCACGUGGAAACUAUUAUUGCGAUUUUUCUCAAGUAAAAUUGCAUGGAAAUAUUCUUUUAUGACAAAUUUUCAAUGUUUUGGUAAUCCCGCAUCGACUGCAGCACGUACCUGGUCUUGGGGAAAAAAAGACUUUUUCAGCAGGAUUUGAAUUGACGAGAAUUUCUUUCAGGGGGCAACAAGACGCCGACCGACCGUUCAUCGACGGUUCGUCGUCCGCCACCCAGCCAGAAAAUGAAAUACCUCAUCCAAGACGGGGCUGAUCUGAGGCCGCCGGCAAAGUCGCCAAACAAGUCUUUUAAUUAUCAUGGGAGCAGGGCGGGCUCGGCGAGCCCCAACCGUUAUCCUUGCUCGCCUUCAGAACAUGUUUUUCUUUCCUUCCUGGACGAGUUCUCAAUGAUCCUUUUUUCAGUGGAACGACGCGAGGUCCCCCGGAGAACCAAGCGCUGGCGUAAGUUAUGUUUGUAUUAAUAAAUUUUUUCUUUUAAAUUUAGAAUUACCUCAAAAGGUAAAUUUGUUUUGAAGGUAAAGUUUGCUUGAAAACGUGUUUUGCAAGACCUUCAGCGGUCGAAUCAUUGCGAGCCACAAACCUCGACUCUGUUGAAAACUUUUCACAAUGCUGGGCUCCGAGGAGCACCGAGAGACCAAAAUGACGUUAAAAACGUAAAUUCAGACCGAUGGUCUUGCGAAAGUUCGAUUUUUCCGACUUGAAAAGUGACUUGGUUGAUGUAGGUUCAAAAUAAAAAAGUGAUGACAGAAGGGUCUUGUGGAAAAACCUCCAAAAAAGGCAAGGCAUUGAACCUCGAAAACUUACGUUUUUAGACCAAAUUUUCGUUCAAAACGAAAUUUCAACUAAUUAGUCGACUUAUUUGCCUGUAAAUGGCUUUAAACGAUAACACAGGGGAUUUAGCUCCAAGUUUAACAUUCAGCAAGAGUUUGACAAGAAAAAAAUAAUUUUGACCAUUUCCCAAGACGUACUCUUGGGGCGAGAGGUUAAGUUGCGCGCAUUCGGCGUGAUUUCGCGACAUGAUGUUCUUCGAAAUCUCCCCAUGAAAUGGCAUCAAAUUGACACUAAUGGAAGAACACAUCUUUGAGAGUAGUAACUUUUACGGCAAAUGGCAUUUGUGCUCAAAGUGACCAAAAAACCAACAAGUGGCCACCCACUACCGUAACCCGGCUACAGUAAGAGGGAAUGACUUUGAAAAAAGUUGCUUCCGCAUUUCUGAUGAUGGGUUAUCAAGAGUUUUUAAAGAUUGAUUCAUUAUGUAUACGCAUAUAAAGAAAUUCACUUAAAAACCGGCUGCAGAAAAAAGUCCAUUUUUUUUUUUCGAAAAAUGGCGUUUUUCCAAUCCACAUAAUUAUAGAGCCACCUCAGGUUUUUUUAAUUAUUAAAAAAAUCUUUAUCGACUCUUUUUUUCCGGUUUUUUUGGCUGAAUUUUUUUGUUCAACAUUCAGUAGUUAAAUAAAAAAAGAAAAAUAGCUCCAAAAGUCAAAAAGAAAUCCGAUUUUUUUCGAAUAGGAGGCGCAUUAUGCUUUGGCCAUGAAAUGACCUUGAUAUCGACAAAAAGUUUGUUUUCCAAACUUUUCUCUUUAAAUGGUCAUCAAAAAUUAAAAUGAACAUCAAAUAAAACCUAAAAGUAAGAAAACGUGAAAUGAAAAUAUUGAGCCACUUAUGACACAAAAAUAUUUUUUCGGUUAUAUCAAGCUUCUUAUUUUCAAAGGGCAAUAUUGAAGGGUUUCAGCCGUCAAGCGCCGACAAAAGACGCCAUCCGGGCUACAGCGACGAAGGUUCCGCAGCGAAAAAAGCAAGAGACGAUACAAUGGACGACCUUCUGGAUCUUCAAAACAGACAAAAAGCGAUAAAGGCGAGUUUGGAGGUGCGAGAUCGAGAGAAGAUCCGGAAAGAAGAAGAGCUCCUGGCGAAAUGCACCGCGCAACAAGUUUGUUUUUUUUUAUUCACAACUCAAAUCUUCAUCUAUUAUAAUUGAAUUUAGAAAAUGGAGUUUUAUUGUCGAGUUUAGCGGGAGUUAUUUUCACUUAAUAAAAAAAGAAAUUUUUAGUAUUUGAAACGAAUGUCCUGAUGGGAAAAUUUCAGUAGUGAACCCAUGAACAGUUAAAACCAAGAACUUUUUAGAAAAAAGUUUUUUGCGAAUUUCCUUCGAUAGUUUUAAAAAAUGAUCGUGAAGAAGGCAAUGUUUUUUUCCGGUAUUUUUCCAUCGUCAUUAGUUUGGAAACUUUCUAAAAUCAAUUUUUAACCCUACUUUCGCCUGUACCAAGAAAAAAAAAACGUUUUCCAGGUUUCAAUAACCGAGCAAGUCAAAGAAACGAUGGAGCGCCAGAAAGCCGCACCGAAGCCGGCGGCGCCGGCCUCGACGGCUCACACGCUUUUCGAAAACUGGAUUACGACGUCUUCCCACGAGCCACGCGUCGCCGCCGGCUCUUCGAAAAACUCCGAAUCUACGCCUGUACCUCCAAGUCGAUCUGCAAACGUUCAGCGGCCUCAACCUCCAACUAAAGAUGACCGCCAAAAGGAAAAAUCAAGCUUCUCACGGGCCAACGUCGUCGCUCGAGCUCCUCGAGCUCCUGCGCCAGCUCAAACGCAGCCACCUUCUGCUUCUGCAGCGGAAGGCCAGAAAAACAGUUCCAACGUGGCUGAGCUGAUUGCGGCUAACCCGGAUCCUCAGCCUCAGCCCGGAAGAGAACGAAAGCCGAACGAUUCACACCAACCGCCACCGGACAAAAAUCACCAGCUUCCGAGUCAAACUACGGCUGCGUCGCAGAACUCGGGCGUAGUCGCAAUUCCGCGAAAUCCGCAUCAGAUGCUCAUGCCGCAGCCGAAUUGGCCGAAUCAGCCUUACCACCAGUCGAUGCCUCAAGGUCCAAAUCCGGGUUUUUAUUACCACCCUCAGAUGUUUUUCUACGAACCGUAUUUCGCAACACAAAGGGAGGAAUCGUAAGCAUCACUUUUUAAAAUUAAAAAAAAUAAUGCUACGUUUUUUUAAAUAUCAGAAGCGUACGGCCAGUAGAAUCUGAUAAUGUUCGAAUGAGAAAAAAACUGUUUUAUAAAUCAUGAUAUUGACCAUACCACUGAUAAUUUUUAUUGUGAUUUAUUCGUCGAGCUUCUGAAAUUUCAGUUUGUUAGGGGUUAAUUUACUACUCAAAAUAAUUUUUUUCUGCCGUUUCAAAUUUAUUUUACAAAGGGAGGUCAUUUUUUUCUCCGCGGUUCGGAAAUUUAUACGGAUUUGAUCAAAUAAUCUCUGAAUGUCUAGAUGAACUCCAAAAAUUAAUUAUUUUUUUAAAUCUAUAAACUAGCGCAUAUUGCAACUCUGAUACUGGAAGUUAGCGCAGGUAACGCCUAUGAUGGAUCUUCAUCUAGACAUUUAGAGAGUUUCUAAGAGAGUUGGUAAGAAAAUCCAAACCGCAAAGUUAAGUUAUUUCCUAUGUUAAAGACGAACCUCGAAAAAUGAUUUUAUUUUUAAUUUUAGUUUUAGGAUACAAGUUUUUUUUUGAGUGCACAGUUCAGGAAAAAAAUAUCUGAGUUAUAGUUUUUUGCUAGUCAAGAUUUAGUCGAUUUCUGUUUAUCUGCGGCAGUUUUGCAGCCAUGCAGCAAGAAUACCCGAAUUAUUCAAGUUAUACGCCUCCGGGACUGAUGCCAGUGCCGCCUCCGCUGCCGCAGUACAUUCCGUUGCCGCCGUCGCGUCCGCCUCCGGAGCAGAUUCCAGUGCCGCAACCGGUGCCGAGGCCGCAGCUGACUUAUGAAGGAACUCCGAACAGACAACGCCAGCAGAGUGGCGAUUCUUUGAACAGAGCUUGUGAAGGGCCUUCUUCCAGCAGAGUUUUCGCUGUCCCACCUCCGCCGGUUUUGCCCGUCAGUUUUCGAUUCAGUCCUUCUUUUUUUUUUACGGUUUUUGAGCAUGUAGCUAGACAAUUCAGUUAAACCAAGUUUCAUCUCAGAGCUGCGAAAGGUAUACAAAAGCUCAUCAAUGAAAAUCCGUCUGGUGGUUUGAUAUCAUGUUCUUCUUUUAAAAAGAACAAUAUUUCAGUUUUAUGCACAUUUUUGAACUCCGGCAUCAUUAUUUUGUCGAUGAAGCAAGAUAUGAACUUUUCAUUUCAAAGAUGUAAUGUUAUUGAGCACUUGAACAUCUUUUCAGAAGUUUCACUCAAGUAUGUGUUAAGAUUGCAGUGAAAGAGAACAAGAAAAUACUUAUGUACCAUGAAAAUAUUUUCAAGUACUAAUAUAAAAUCAAAAAAAAAUCAUCUUGAUUCAGAAUCGAGAAAGUCACUUUUCAUCUCCUCCCAACUCGAAUAUUCAUGAAGACCGAGGCCCGAGUGAUCGCAAUUAUUCGGUAAUUUAUCUUCUUUAAAGCAAAAUCAAGAGUUAUAACUUUUCAAUCAACGAUUCUUAACUUGCUGAAUAGCUAAAAAGGCUUAACGUCUGAAAUCCUCUUUCUAUGAGCCUUUUUAAGGGUCAGUCUCGUUCAUCUGCAUUGCCGACGGCUUCAACCACGAAUUUCCGCGAUAACAAAGGCCACGACAACUCUUCGGUUAUUUUUUUUUUUCUUCCUUUCAUAUAAUUAGUAGUCUUUCAUAAAAAAAAUUUUUCUAUUUAGAAAUUAUAAUUGAGAGAAACCUAUAUAUAAUUUUUUUAAAAUAUAUUCUUUACUUACAAUUACUUGUUAGUCACGCAUUCUCAUAAAGAAGUUUGAAAUUUUUCAUGGAUUUGCCGAAAAACUUGCAUAGCCUUGACCGCAAAAUCAGGUCUAAAACAAAGUUUGUAACUUCAAAAAAUUAGUUUAAAAGAGCGUUCGGGACAAAUUCAUAGAAAAUUUCACUAUUCAAAUUAAGAUUACAUCUGCCGUCAUUUUAUUUCAAAUUUAAUGAGAAUUUUUUGUGUACUGGCGUGGUAAUGCUCCAGAAAAAGAGAUUAUUUCUAAAAUAGUAUACAUUUUAGAAUCUUCCAUCGAGGGAUCCUGAAAGGCGUCAACGCAAGUGA
This is a messenger RNA of Caenorhabditis auriculariae, 9658 nucleotides long. Lineage: Eukaryota; Metazoa; Nematoda; Chromadorea; Rhabditida; Rhabditidae. The record is from the annotation of a GenBank genome assembly.